AUGGAGAGGAGAGUGAUUGACUGGGACGAGUACGAGGAUCACAUGUUGUGGUACGAUGAUGGCAUCAAGCAUCGUCUGCGUCUGAGGCCCCAGUGGACGACAGCAGAUUCCGAAGACCUGUUCGAUGACGCCUCAGAGAAUGAAGCCUACAACAAGAGCAUCAGACAACUUCAAGGUGGGUUUAGGGAGUACGGACCCCUCAUGAACAGAGUGUCUUCGGAGCUGAACAAAAGCAUUUUUCAUGCCUCUGAUGCGCUUAGUGUUGUCCCUGGGACUCAAGCUAGUGAGAACAAGUUGAGGGAAACAGUGAAGCCCCUCGCUUCAUCGAGCCAUGCAGCCUCGUCGUCUAGGGCAGUUCAAGAUGACGAGGAGGAGAGCGACGACGAUCAUGAUGCAGAGGAAGAUGAAGAAGAGGGCGCAGAAGAAGAACAUGGUGAGGAAGAGGAAGAGGACGAUGAGGAGGAGGAGGAGUACGAUGAUGACGAUGGACCUCCAACAACUCAGCCAACCCAGCGUGAGAAGAGGAAUGUGCCGAAGAAGGAUUGGAAGAGUCCAUCCCCGUUUCAGAAACCACGUCCUACGGCCCGCAAGAAGACGGCGGCCGAGAAGCGAUCCAAGGAUAACGAGGACCGAAAGUCGAAGAGGGGAAGGAAGGACUGA
This is a messenger RNA of Aegilops tauschii subsp. strangulata, 660 nucleotides long. Lineage: Eukaryota; Viridiplantae; Streptophyta; Magnoliopsida; Poales; Poaceae. The record is from RefSeq and is a predicted model, not a curated record.